Molecule: messenger RNA, 1255 nt
Organism: Frieseomelitta varia
Lineage: Eukaryota; Metazoa; Arthropoda; Insecta; Hymenoptera; Apidae
Exons: 4
Coding region: 255-893 (212 amino acids)
Source: RefSeq, a predicted model, not a curated record
AAUUGUAUUAAUAUUAACAGUUGCAUUAAGGCUUUUGCUUUUUAAACAGCUAACGUAAAAUUUUAUGAGUACGUGCAGUAGUAUCGAUUAUUAUCGAACGUCAACGAUCGAACAGUAACCCGUACGCUACGUCUCGUAGAUUAAUUUGUUAAGUGUUGUCCUUCAACUCUUGAGAGCUCUCCUUGGAUAAUUUAUUUCAAAAUAUCAACACAACUGAUAUUGAGAAUUGGAGAAAAGGAAAAAAAAAAAAGAAAAUGACGAAGUUACUUCACACGAUUGGCGCGCUCUUGUUAAACGCUUUCGGGCUUCAGAUAUUCCGGACGUGUUUCGCCAACGCCGUAGAGGACGAGGAGUGCGGAUCGCUGCUGUCAGGGCCGCCAUUUAGCUCGGUUUUCUUCAGCAUCGGUGUAUACGUCAUCGUCGUGAAUUCCACGCUGUUCCCGCGGUCUUUUCACGCGCCGAAAAUGGUGUUUCUGAUACUGUACGAGUUUUUAGCUACCGCGUUUAUCCUGGAAUUCGCGUCGGCCUGCAUCUGGACACCGAUCGACGUGCUCUUGUCGACGACGUUACCAUCCUACAUUUGCCACACGCUUCGACAGCUGGGAUUCGACGGUGCAGCGGUUUCAUUUUUAGCGGACAAAUCUUUGACGACGGUUUUAACUUACACCGUGGCGAUCGCGUUCCUCUUGCUCACGCUUCACGUUGUGGAUGCUGUCGAUUAUGCUGUCCUUAGAGAUUGUGGGACAAUGUGUUUCUUAACUCACGUCCAAGAGAAACUUUGGGCAAGAAUGCAACGAGAAUUUCCAUUCUUCGUCGAAGCGGCCAAAGGCUCCUGUCGUUGUAAAGUUCGCGGGAAAAGACGUAGUAAAAGUCGCGGCAAUAGCGGUAGAUAGCCUCGACAUGUUCUGAACGAAAUAACGAAAUGUAAAUUGAUCGCUCGACGAUUGAAAAAAUCACCGAUUAACGAUUACACGUUACGAAAGUUGAUGAUUACGAUUACCAGAUCACAUUUAGUCACUGUGAUUGCAGUGAGUAAUUGAUUACUGUCCGACUCUGGCCAGAGGGAAAUUCUUGAUUCAUCCAGAUUAGGUUUCGCUGUUCAGAUUGAAAAGACAGAGGGCGGCAAAUUUAUUUUUAUGAAAAAGAAGGCAUUUAUUUCGUUCGAACUGAAAUGCAAAGUACAAAUGGUAUAGAUAAUAUAGUGGUAAUAAUGUAAUAAUAAUUAAUCGUUAAUAAAUAUCAAUUCAAUUAAUAA